This is a messenger RNA of Candida albicans SC5314, 1170 nucleotides long. RefSeq lists its product as uncharacterized. The record is from RefSeq and is a predicted model, not a curated record. The transcript has a single exon. NCBI's taxonomy places the organism in Eukaryota, Fungi, Ascomycota, Pichiomycetes, Serinales, Debaryomycetaceae. Bases 1 to 1170 code for a protein of 389 amino acids. Gene Ontology annotation, molecular function: oxidoreductase activity, acting on the CH-OH group of donors, NAD or NADP as acceptor.
AUGACUGAUAAAACUAAUUUUCCUACUACAGUAUUUGUAUCUGGUGCUUCUGGAUUCAUUGCUCAAGAAUUAAUCAAACAAUUGAUAAUAAAAGGAUAUAAUGUUAUAGGAUCAGUAAGAUCCACCACUAAAGGAGAAUCAAUUAAAUCCAAUUUAACAUCCUCAUCAACCACACAAUCAUUGAAUAGUGAUUUGUUUAAUUAUACAAUUAUUAAAGAUAUUUCAUCACCAGGAGCAUUUGAUAAUGUAUUAAAACAAUAUCCCGAAAUUGAGAUUUUUUUACAUACAGCAUCACCAUUUCAUUUUAAAGCAGGAAAUAUUGAACAAGAAUUAUUAAUUCCUGCAAUUAAUGGUACUAAAAAUGCCUUAUUGGCAAUUAAACAAUUUGGUCAUAAAAUUAAACAUGUAGUGAUUACUUCAUCAGUAGUUGCCGUUGGAAAAUUUGGGAAAUUUCCUCGUACCAGUACGGGCUCAACAUCAUUGUCUUCAUCAGUGGUGGUUGCUGAUGAAAAUUCAUGGAAUCCAAUUACUUGGGAAAUGUCAUUGAAAAAUCCUUUUUAUGGAUAUUUUGGUUCGAAAACUUUUGCUGAAAAAGAAGUUUGGAAAUUUUUACAAAUUGAAAAUCCAAAAUUUAAUAUAACGACAAUUAAUCCAGGUAUGGUAUUAGGACCACAAGCAUUUCCCAUAAACAACCAUAAUGGUGGUGGUGCUGGUGGUGCUGGUGGUACUAACAAUUUAGAAUUGAAUACUUCAUCACAAGAAAUAGUUCGAUUAUUGAAUUUAUCAACUGUUGAUGAUGUUAAUAAAGUUAAGAUUUCAACUAAAGUAGAGAAUACAUUUAUUGAUGUUAGAGAUGUUGCAAAAGCUCAUAUUAUAGCAUUUGAAAAACCUAAACAAACUAAAAAUAAACGAUUACUAUUAAUUGAAGAUAUUUAUAAUGAACAAACAUUACUUAAUAUCAUUAAUAACAAUUUUCCUCAAUUAAAUUUACCAAAAGGUGAACCUAUUACUGGUCAAAUUGAUGAAUCCAAAUUAAAUAAUACUUGGAAUACUACACAAACUAAAACCAUUUUUGGUGAUAAAUAUAUUGGAAUUGAAAAAAGUGUGAUUGAUUCAGUUAAUCAAAUUCUUGAAGCUAAGAAUGAGGGUAAUCCUCAAUGUAAAUUGUAA